This is a messenger RNA of Malania oleifera, 1601 nucleotides long. RefSeq names its product UDP-glycosyltransferase 74B1. The coding region runs from base 17 to 1402 and encodes 461 amino acids. Gene Ontology annotation, molecular function: UDP-glycosyltransferase activity. Lineage: Eukaryota; Viridiplantae; Streptophyta; Magnoliopsida; Santalales; Ximeniaceae. The record is from RefSeq and is a predicted model, not a curated record. The transcript is spliced from 2 exons.
ACACAAACAAAAAGAAAUGGGAGAGAAGGAGCCAUGCAUAGGCCAUGUCAUAGUCGUCCCCUACCCAAGCCAAGGCCACAUCAACCCCAUCCUUCAAUUCGCUAAGCGCUUGGCCUCCAAGGGUGCCAAGGCUACCAUAGCCACCACCCGUUACACCCUCGCCUCUAUCCGCGUCCCCAACGUCAGAGUCGAAUCCAUAUCCGACGGCUUCGACGACGGCGGCUUCGGCCAGGCCGGCGGCGAACACACCUUCCUCGAGGGCUUCAAGACCCACGGCUCCAGAACGCUCUCCGACCUCAUCCUAAAGUUCCGGUACACGGAAUCUCCGGUGACCUGCGUGGUGUACGACUCGUUUCUGCCGUGGGCUCUCGACGUGGCCAAGAAGCACGGCGCGGUGGGGGCCGCCUUCUUCACGAACUCCGCCGCCGUGUGCUCCAUCUUCUGCCUGAUACACCGGGGGCUGGUGGCGCUCCCGGUGAAGCGGGAAAAGCUGCCGCUGGUGCUGCCGGGAAUGCCGCCCCUGGAGUAUCCGGACUUGCCAAGUUUUGUGAAGCGGCCGGAGAGCCACCCUGCUUACUUGGCCAUGAAGUUGGGGCAGUACUCCAACUUGGAGGGGGCUGAUUGGGUGUUUGCAAACACCUUUGAAGACUUGGAAGGCCAGGAAGCAAAAGGCACAUCAGAGUACUGGCCGGCAGCAUUGGUCGGUCCCAUGGUCCCAUCAGCCUACUUGGAUGGCCAAAUCAAGGGGGACAAGGGAUACGGCGCUAGCCUAUGGAGUCCUUUAAGUGAAGAGUGCCUGGAAUGGCUAGAACAGAGGCCUUCGCACUCAGUGGUGUAUGUAUCCUUCGGCAGCAUGGCUUCCCUAAUGCCCACCCAGAUGGAGGAGAUUGCAUGGGGUUUGAGGGACAGCGGCUUCCCUUUCUUAUGGGUAGUAAAGGAGUCUGAGCGCGCAAAACUGCCCAAAGGCUUCGCCAACUUUGUCAAAGAGAAGGGUCUAAUUGUGACAUGGUGCAACCAGCUAGAAAUGCUGGCUCAUAGGGCUGUGGGGUGUUUCGUGACACAUUGUGGGUGGAACUCCAUACUGGAGGGGUUCAGCACUGGGGUGCCAAUGGUGGCAGUGCCGCAGUGGGCAGACCAAUUUACGAAUGCCAAGUUUGUGGCAGAGAUUUGGGGGGUUGGGGUGAGAGCCAAGGAGGAGGAGGGGGUGGUGAGGAGAGAGCAACUGGUGUUUUGUUUAAAGGACGUGAUGGAAGGAGAGAGGAGCAAGGAGAUAAGGAGGAAUGUAGGUAAAUGGAGGGAGUUGGCUAAGAGGGCAGUUAGUGAUGGAGGGAGCUCUGAUAAGUGUAUUAAUAUAUUUGUUGAGCAUUUGAAGACUACUCAUGCUAAUUGGAAAGGGAAGUAAAGGAAGUACUUAAUAUAGAGAGUGCACAUAAUUAAAUGCAUCUCAAUGCACCUAAUACAACCAAGAGUUGCAAAUAAUUAGUAAUUGGGACGAAGGUCAGCUACUUUGUUGUAAUGAGUUCUUAUAUUUGCAUUAACAUGCAUUUCCGUUGCAAUUUUAAUUUGGUUUGUUAAUUCACAUUUUUACGAGUGAUUUUGCU